Molecule: messenger RNA, 3713 nt
Organism: Thecamonas trahens ATCC 50062
Lineage: Eukaryota; Apusomonadida; Apusomonadidae
Exons: 1
Coding region: 1-3507 (1168 amino acids)
Source: RefSeq, a predicted model, not a curated record
AUGUCUGACGCGGCCAUGCGGUUCAUGCCCACAACGGCACGGGUGCGCCGCCGCCCGCGACCAGCGUCCCAGUCGGCCCGUCGCCUACGCCGGCGGCCGGUCUCGCGGCCGACAUCAGCAGAGCUUCGUGCGCCGCGAGCACAGUCGGCCGGACGCCGGAAGACUCGCCGUGGUCCACAGCCAGUUCCGGCGCGCGCUGCGCAGUUCCAAUCGCAGUCGUCAUCGGAGCCGCCUUGUCCUGAUCCUGAGCGCAGCCUUCCGCCGCGCCCGCCCACUGCCCAGCAGCGGCUCGCCGAUUAUCCGCAGCUUGCCUCACUGGUCACUCUCUUCCGCGGAAAGAACCCAAAAGCCGCCGAGGCUGCCGAGGCUGCCGAAGCUGCCAAAGCUGCCGAGGCUUACGAUGCGGCCGUAGUGCGGCCGAUGAUGCCCGCGCCCGCGCCGGCGCCGCCGGCGGCGCCGGCGCCGCCGGCUGACCUGGCUGCGCCGCACCGUCGGUCCCGACCAGCUACGGCACCGGGGCCACGGGCGCUCCGACACGGCCGGUCGCAGUCGCGGUCACAGUCGCGUAUGCGUGUUGAUGCCAGUUCGGGCCGGAUGUUGGACAUUCUCGCGGCGCGGGCGCAAGCCAAGCCGUACUUUUACCGCUGGGCCGCAUCGGCGGCAGCUGACGAGCUUCCGCCGACUGAUCCGCCGUCGUGGGCCGACAUGGUCAUUCACGCCCGAGCCAACGAGGGCGAGCUGCCACCGACACUCAUUCCGCCGACCUACCACGUGAGUAGCAAGACCACGGUGGUGGCACCCGAGCUGGCGUCGUGCGAGGUCAACUCGUACGCUGAUGGUACCUUUGACGUCAACGUCUUUCCGGGACGCUCUUCUGGCGUGCUCAAGGACGGCGCGGGCCAGGCCAAGCACCUGCGGCUUGCCAUGGACCAGAUGCUGCACGCACAGCGGGAGCUACUGCGCGGCGCAAGCCCGUCCGACUCACUCGAGGCCCUGCUUGCGGAAGAACAGGUGCUCGAGGUCUGCCUUCACGAGGUCGCGCGGCAAGUCAUGGUCCACUCGGUCGAGCAGGGCUCGGCGCUGUAUGUUCUCUGGGCCCGGAUCUCCGAACUCUUCAGCCUCGUUCCCACCGUAGUCGAGAGUCUGCGGCAGGCGGCGACGAACCGCGAGGAGGCACUCGGACUCGCCCGCGAGCAGUUUGAGGCCGAGGCCAAGGCUUACGCCGAGCACAUGCAAACGCGCGAGUCGCAGCUCACGGCUCACAUUGCUCUCCUCGAGUCGCAUCUUGAGUCGCAGGAGAUCGAGCUCCACGAGCUGCAGGACCGUGCCCGCCGGCAUGAGGAGAUGGGCACCUCGGCACUGCUCUCGGAAAAGUUUGCCAACAUGGACGCGCUCUGCAUGGAGCUCAACAUCAAGACGGUCACCAUCGAGCGUCUACAGAACGAGACGACCAAGAUGGCUCGCAAAAUCGCCUCACUCGAGCUCGUCAACGCCAAGUACCAGUCUGAGAUCAAGAGCCUCAACAGCCAGCUCCGCGACGCGCGUGCCAUGGUCUUGCGCCUCGAGCUGGAGACCUCGGCAUUGCCAUCUGGCAACGUCGAUGCCCUGCCGGGCGCCGAGGACGCCGACGCCGCCGCCACUGGGCCGCCGCGCUCGAUCCGCUCCAAGGUUCAGGAGUGGGAGACCGAGCGGCUCAAGCUCCUCACUGAGAUCCAAGAGCUGACCCAAAUGGCCGAGGCCAAGGCGACGUUGGCGCUCAGCGGCGAUGUCGCCAUUGUGGCUGCGGCUGAGGGCGGAAGCGGGCGGGCGCAUCAGCUUGAUCCCCGUGAGCAGCGGUGGCGCUACGAGCGCAACCUGCUUCUCAACGAGCUGUUUCAGCUCAAGGCCGAGAAUGACUCGAACGCGUUGCACAAAGCGCUGUAUCACGCGCUCACCCGGCGGUGCGCCCGGCUGCACCUCGAACCGGGCUUUCAGGUCCGCCGGGCGGUGAAGUCCAAGGCCUGGCUCGACAAAAUCAUCGGCCUUGUGUACUACGCCAAGAUCUCCGAGCUUCAGCACAAGGAGACACCGCUUCUUGCGCAGCCGUUUCCAGAGUUUGUCUACGAGUUUCUUCUGCGGACCUACUCGCGGCGCUCACUCGUCAACCAGUACGCGUACGACAUUGUGCAGGCUGUCGACAAGUACCGUCGCGAAGAUCUCUGGAUCGACAUCUUUGGCCGGUUCCUCGACGAGGACCUCCCGCCGCCGGCGCUCCAGUUCUUCAUGGCUGUGCUCACCGUCGCCGACAACUCGACGGCAGGUAUUCCGUAUCCAGUUAACCCCGACACCAGGCGCCCGUUCUGGAUUUGCACCCGGCGGUGCGCCGACGUGCUGCGGUCUGUCUUCCCUGCCCUCGACACCAACGUCUUUGAGGGCUUUAUGACCAUGGUCAACGCCAACGCCACCGCCACACCGCAGGCUACCGUUGAGCUCCUUGUGAACCGCCCGUGGAAUGGCGACGAGCGCGUCCGCUUUGACACCUUUGUCGAGCUUGCCCUGCGCCAGUUCCAAGAGUUUAUGGGCUCGGCCCUCAAGUCGGCUGCUCGCAAGUUCCACGCCUUGGAUCUGCACUCACAGGGAUCGCUCUCACUCCUCGACUAUCUCUCGCUCUGGCGCGAGCUCGACUUUGGCGUGCUCGACGAGCAAGAUCUUGUCCACCUCUUCAGGGUCGCUCUCGACAAGCAGUACUCGGAGGGUGUGACGGCGGCACACCCCGAGCUUGAUGCUGCGGUCUCGUGGUCUUCGUUCGAGUACAUCCUCAUGCACACCAAGUUCUUCACCCACCAGUAUGGUCGGCCGUACCGCGCGCCGGCGUACGAUCUCACUGACGCCGAGGCUGUGACGCUGUACGAGGCGCUCAAGACGGACUGGACGCAACUGCAGAUGGUGGUCAUCGAUCAGCUCGACUCGCUCAAGAACUCGCCGCUGCCGUUUGCCUCAGCCAUGCACGCGCGGCUUGUCGACUCGCGCAACUUGGUUCUCCAGGAGCUCCGCCACACCGCCAACCCGCUCGCCUCGCUCGCCGUCUACCGCGAGCUGCUGGCCCUUGUCGCUACCUCGCAGCUGGCCACCCAACACUCCAAAGGCGAGAUCCCGGUCAGCUACCUUGCCGACGAGAUGGCAGCUCUUCGUGGGGUCAUCACAGCGCGCGCCGAGCACGGCAAGCGCCGCCUGCAGGCCUUUACCCGCGCCAAGACCUCGACCAAGCGCGCACACGUCCAGCUUGUCACCAUGUGCGUCCUCCGCAUCCAGCGCAAGUUCCGUGCUAUUCUCUCCCGCAUCCGCGCCCGCGCCGCGGAGGAGGCCCGUGCCCGCGCUGCGGCACGUCGGGAAUCGUCUGCGUCGUCGUCGUCUCCGCCUGCUCUCUCGCCUGCGGCCGGCAGCAGUAGCAGGGCUAUCUCGCCGGCUUCUCCGCUCACACCAAGCAACCGACGGUCGUCGGUGGCGUCGACGGGGAGCCGGAGAUGAGCAGGGCCCCUUUUACGUGGCUGCUACAGAUCGCGAGGUGUGAGCGAGGCGACGUAGACCCAGACAGCAAGCACGUUGUUGGGGUACGGGUGGACGAAAACAGCAAGCGCGCACUGCGAGCGCGGGUGCUUGUUGAGGUGAACACCUGUGUUGCGGACGGCCUCGACCAACGGGUCGACGUGAGUAAACGGCAUGUGAACCGGAAA